Amphiprion ocellaris (clown anemonefish) is the source of this 2052-nucleotide messenger RNA. Its product is annotated as transmembrane protein 74. NCBI's taxonomy places the organism in Eukaryota, Metazoa, Chordata, Actinopteri, Pomacentridae. The transcript has a single exon. The record is from RefSeq and is a predicted model, not a curated record. Bases 341 to 1051 code for a protein of 236 amino acids.
CAGCCGCCCGGUCCGCGGUGGGAGGGGUCUACCGGAGCUGCCCUCUACCGGACCGGAGCAGCUUCAGUCCGGGCUGCAGACGGAGGAGCUCAGAGGACGAACCGCUGCCGGAGCGCAUUAAGGUGGAAUUAGAUUUAUCAUCGUGUUGAUGCAGGAGCUGAGAGCUGCACGUUUCUCCUGCUGGACCUGCAGGAAGGAGCAGCUUCACAUGGAGGAUUUCUGCUGCAAACCUCCAAACAUGCGGAGAAAUUAAAGUUGUUUCUGCGCCUCGGAGACUUUCGUCUGCUGGCGGCGGAGGACGCAUGGGCUUGGCGCAUCGGGAAGUCCGGCUCAGGCUCCGAUGGCUGAUCUGGAACUGUUCUACUUUGAGCAUCAGCCCGAACCGAAGGACGCCUCGCUGCUGCUGCUGAAGGGUGUCAGCGGGGGGAAGUGGCUUCAUCCCGGCGGAGGAGACGCUCCGGAGCCCCGGAGAGCUGCGCGCCCCGAGGAGGAGACGUCCUUCACUGGUAAGCAUGAAGAGGAGGAGGAGGAAGGUGUCCAGCUGACUCAGAGCUCCUCCAGUGAACUGUACGAGGAGGAGGAGGUGAUGGAGGAGGAAGAGGAGGAGGACAUCCAGGAACUUUACUUGCUCUCCGACGACGACCUCUCCACCGACGGCUCCGGGAAGUCGGUGGAUUACGGCUUCAUCAUCGCGGUGACCUGCCUGGUGACCGGCAUCUCCCUGGUGGCCAUCUCCUACACGGUGCCCCGGGACGUGCGCGUGGACCCGGACAGCGUGUCCGCCCGGGAGAUGGAGCGUCUGGAGCGGGAGAAAGCCCGGGUGGGAGCCCACCUGGACCGCUGCGUGAUCGCCGGGCUGUGCCUGCUGACCCUCGGCGGCGUGCUUCUGUCCACGCUGCUCAUGGUGUCCAUGUGGAAGGGCGAGAUGAUGCGCAGGAGAGCCUUCGCCUUCUCCAAACACGCCGCCAGGCUGUACGGCUCCGUGAGCCUGAGAGGAGGCUCCAGCCCCACGCACCUGUCAGCUGACGAGGAUUUAGAGGCGCUCAGCUGAAUUUAGGGACGAGACAAGCGGAAAAGACUCGGAAAGUCCUGGAAAUCCUGACAGCUCUGUCCUCUAAUCGGAGGGUUUAAGCCUUUUUAAUUUCUGACAGCUGAGGCUGCUUCUUUAAACCCUCUGGACCCCCACUGGCUCGUUUUUACCCACUGUGGGCUCGUUUUACUCUGUAAAGUCCUGUACCUCUGUGGAAACAACACAACCAGGACUAGGACCGUUCAUUUAUUAAAUCUGCAACCUGUCAAAGUUUUAAUGGCAUAAAUCCUGAAACAAAAAAAGGAAAACAAAAACAAGCAAAAGUUGAAUUUCUUGGAUCAUUUAUUUUUCAAAAAUGAAGAAACUUGCCAUCAAUGCCUAGAACAUAUUUCCAUGUGGCCACAGGAGUUACCAAUACUGGAUAGAAAAAUGGUGGCUCUAUAUAUUAAAAUAGACUCAGUACUUAUCACAUUUUAAGUUAUUUCCACAUUACACAGCCUGCAGUUCAGCCAAGUCCCAGAAGUUUUAUGUUCAUAGUUGCACCAAGACAUGCAGAAUUUUUAGUUUUUUCCAGAAUCUGGGUCAAACAAAUGAUUAAUUUUUGGCAAUUUCUUAAAGGAGUCAUGUAGAUUUAAGUGAUUUUGAUGAAAGCUUAGAUUUGGUUGUUUUUCCUGAUGGAAAGAGAGACACUAAAGUUGAAUUUCUUUUCAAUAUUUAUUUUGCAAAAAAUAAAGAAGCCUGCAAUCAAAACAUGUUUCCAAAUGGCCACAGGUGUGACCAAUACUGGAAAGAAAAAUGCUGGCUCUGUGUAUUAAAAUAGUUAUUAUUUAUCACAUUUGAAGUCCCAGAAUUUUUAUCUUCAUCUGUACAACAAGAAGUGCAGAUUUUUUUUUUGUUUUUUUUUACAGAGCAAAUGGUUCCUUUUUGCCAAAUUUUUACAUGAGACAUUGGGAUUAAAGUGACUUUACUGAAAGCUUAGAUUUGGCUGUUUUCCUGAUUGAAAUAAAAGAACAAAAGUUGAA